GGAUAACUUGAGAUACGAGGUCGAUGAGUGGAAGGUGAGCUAAUAGUGUACCUUCUUAAAAUGCUCUCUAGAGUUGCGGGUAAUGGGCUAACUUAUCGCUCUACCAUAGACCAAGUACAAGCAGUCCAAGGCAGAGGCCAACACCGCUCAGAACACGCUGCAGAAGGAAAUAACAACACUACGAGAUGCAAAUAGGACCUUACAAUUAAAACUUCGUGAUAUUGAGGUCGCGAAUGAUGACUAUGAACGCCAGGCUCGUCAUACGACUUCAUCCCUGGAGGAUUUGGAGUCGAAAUACAAUAUGGCGAUCGAGAGAGGUGUCUUACUAGAGGAGGAGAUGAAGAUCGGAGAACAGGAACGAGAGAGCCUACGAAUUGAGAACCAGCGCCUUCGUUCUGAGGUUUCUGAGCUGAAGGUCGAAACCGAGAUUGUACAGGAGAAACUCCGGAAUGCGGAAUCCCACGGAGGCCGACGCAGGAAGCCAGCUCCCUUGCACCGCACUCCGUCCACACCACAGACCCCAGAGAUAUUCAGUCGCUCUCCCGGGCCGUCGACUGUGUCGUCUCCAAUUUUUGCUACACCCCCGAUGAAAACGUCACUAAUAGCCGCGACUGCCACUCCUCCCUCGCCACCGAUAUCCGAGUCGUCCAUCAGUAUGCGCAAGUCCAUCACUGCUACCCCCGGUUUCCCUCGUCAAAAGGCUUCUGGUUCCGAGUCAUUUGGUUCUCGAUCUUUGCAUGGAUCCAGGACCCAAAAGCACCCUCACUCUCACUCUCGUCCAACCUCGUUCGCGUAUAGUAAUGGUCGCUCAGCUUCAUCUGUUACUUCCCGCGCCAGCCUAUCCAAGCCCAGUCCCAGUUUUUCGAAGCCCAGCCCGAGCCUUUCCCGAUCCACCAGCAAUAGCAAUAGCACUCAGUCGACUGUGAUACCCAAGUCUGGGUCCUUAUAUCAAAUCCGUGGCCUGAUUGGCAAAAUGCAGAAACUCGAAGAAAGGGUUCAGUCGGCCAAAUCCAAGCUCCCGGCUCCCUCCGAUUCUCCGUCUCGGGUCUCUUCUCGCUCCGGUUCAAUAGUUGGCGAGAGUCCUGUUGCUUCCACGAUCACGGUUCGCAGAGAACCCCGAAAACGGUUAAGCGGCAGCAGCUUUGGCUCCUCGGCUCACGGCGACGGUAUCUCAUCUUAUGUCUCAACUAGUCGACCGUCGUUCAGCGUUCGUACCCAGGGGGACAGUCGGCCGAGCAGCCGUACGAGCUACUCUAGUUCAUUCAGUCACAGCACCCACCCCAGCAUUACACCAUCGACUCGGCCUGAAAGUCGCCAGAGUCGGACCAAAACACCGCUGGGACAUUAUUCCACGAACCCCAUCACUGAAAGUCGGCGGCCACGGUCGUCACUCAGCAAUUCAGCGGGACAAAAUGUUCCAGUAAACGGCAUGUCUCAUAUUGACGAAGAUGAGGAUCUCUCCAUCCACAUGUCCGUCCAGGCAAAGAUCAAUGAAGUCCGCGAAACUCGUCUCCCUUCGUUUUCCGCCGCCAAUGGGCUCAAGAAGCGCACGCCUAGCGGAAUUCCCUCCAUCCCUGCUCCUCGAAGCCUCCGCACUAGCACGGGACUAGAUCGACGGGAAGGCAAUAUGGGACCACCCAAUUCGAAGGCUAGGGCCACCACCGAUUUGGGUGAAACUUUCUAAAUUCCAUGUGAAGUGCCCCCACUUCCCCUUCUAUUGCCUACACUUUAAUGCACGUUCGGGCAAUUUCGAAGGGCGUUAUGAAUUCACGGCUGGUA
Molecule: messenger RNA, 1779 nt
Organism: Aspergillus alliaceus
Lineage: Eukaryota; Fungi; Ascomycota; Eurotiomycetes; Eurotiales; Aspergillaceae
Gene: nde1
Product: nuclear distribution protein NudE
Exons: 1
Coding region: 302-1684 (460 amino acids)
Biological process (GO): centrosome localization; establishment of mitotic spindle orientation; cell migration
Cellular component (GO): kinetochore; kinesin complex; centrosome
Molecular function (GO): microtubule binding
Source: RefSeq, a predicted model, not a curated record